Molecule: messenger RNA, 525 nt
Organism: Ooceraea biroi (clonal raider ant)
Lineage: Eukaryota; Metazoa; Arthropoda; Insecta; Hymenoptera; Formicidae
Product: glutamic acid-rich protein-like
Source: RefSeq, a predicted model, not a curated record
AUGUUGCAUAUCUUCCAAGGCGCGGAUAUUUUCCAACUGAGGCGCUUAUUUGAAAUAAUGGAAAAACAGUGGGGCGAUGAUGACGUAGAUGAGAAGAGAGCGAGGAUCGAAAUAAAGGAUGAUGAUGACCUAGAACCAGUAUAUGCGCGAAAGAGGACAUGGAUAGAGAAUUCAGAAGUAUGCCCGAACAAACGGUCGAGGAUAGAGGAGGAGGAUGAGGAAGACGAAGAUACGGACGAGGAGGAAGACGAAGAUACGGACGACGAGGAAGACGAAGAUACGGACGAUGAGGAUGAGGACGAGGAAGAUGAGGAGGAAGAUGAGGAGAAUGAGGACGAGGAUGAUGAGGACGAGGAUGAUGAGGAGGAUGAAGACGACGAGGACGAGGAUGAUGAGGAGGAUGAUGAGGAGGAUGAAGACGACGAGGACGAGGAUGAGGACGACGAGGACGAGGAUGAGGACGAGGAUGAGGACGAAGGAAUAGAGGUGUUACCCAUAAACAAACGACCGAGGUUAGAGGAGUAG